AUGCGCAGCCCGACGCCCCAGCUCAUCCGCAUCGGCGUCCGGAACAAGGGCUGCGCCGGCCUCUCCUACCACCUCGAGUACGUCGACCGCCCCGCAAAGUUCGACGAGGUCGUCGAGCAGGACGGCGUCCGCGUCCUCAUCGACAGCAAGGCCCUCUUCUCCAUCAUCGGCAGCGAGAUGGACUGGAAGGAGGACGCGCUCAGCUCCAAGUUCGCGUUCAAGAACCCGAACAUUAAGGACGCGUGCGGGUGCGGCGAGUCCUUCACCGUCGGCUCGUAG
Heterobasidion irregulare TC 32-1 is the source of this 279-nucleotide messenger RNA. RefSeq lists its product as uncharacterized. The record is from RefSeq and is a predicted model, not a curated record. Gene Ontology annotation, molecular function: 2 iron, 2 sulfur cluster binding. Bases 1 to 279 code for a protein of 92 amino acids. Gene Ontology annotation, biological process: iron-sulfur cluster assembly. NCBI's taxonomy places the organism in Eukaryota, Fungi, Basidiomycota, Agaricomycetes, Russulales, Bondarzewiaceae. Gene Ontology annotation, cellular component: cytoplasm; mitochondrion. The transcript has 2 exons.